Dromiciops gliroides (monito del monte) is the source of this 1688-nucleotide messenger RNA. Its product is annotated as zinc finger protein 665-like. Gene Ontology annotation, cellular component: nucleus. The record is from RefSeq and is a predicted model, not a curated record. The transcript is spliced from 2 exons. The coding region runs from base 101 to 1624 and encodes 507 amino acids. NCBI's taxonomy places the organism in Eukaryota, Metazoa, Chordata, Mammalia, Microbiotheria, Microbiotheriidae.
GGUUUAGGAGUUGGUGACAUUCCAGGAUGUGGUUGUGGAUUUCACCAGGGAGGAGUGGUGCCUCUUGGACCAUUGUCAGAAAGAGCUCUACAAGGAGGUCAUGCUGGAGAAUGUCCAGAACCUGCUUUCUGUAGUGCAGAUGUUGGGAAAGGAAGAGAAUGGAAUAAGCAUUCAUAAUGGAAUGAGCAGUCUUACUGCACAUCAGAGAAUACACUCUGCAGAGAAACCUUAUGGAUGUAAUCAAUGUGGAAAGACUUUCACAUGGAGUUCCAGUCUUGUUGCACAUCAGAGAAUCCACACUGGAGAGAAACCUUAUGAAUGCAAUCAUUGUGGAAAGGCCUUCACAGAGAAAUCACAUCUUGCAGCACAUCAGAGAAUCCACACUGGAGAGAAACCUUAUGAAUGUAAUCAGUGUGGAAAGACUUUCACACAGCAUUCCAGUCUUGCUGCACAUCAGAGAAUCCACACUGGAGAGAAACCUUAUGAAUGUAAACAGUGUGGAAAGACUUUCACAAAGAGUUCUAAUCUUGCUGCACAUCAGAGAAUACACUCUGGAGAGAAACCUUUUGAAUGUAAUCAGUGUGGAAAGACUUUCACAGAGAGUUCCAGUCUUGCUAAGCAUAGGAGAAUCCACACUGGAGAGAAACCUUAUGGAUGUAAUCAAUGUGGACAGACUUUUGCACGGAGUUCCAGUCUUGCUGCACAUCAGAGAAUACACUCUGGAGAGAAACCUUAUGAAUGUAAACAGUGUGGAAAGACUUUCACAGUGAAUUCCGGGCUUGUUGCACAUCAGAGAAUCCACACUGGAGAGAAACCUUUUGAAUGUAAUCGGUGUGGAAAGACUUUCACAAAGAGUUCUAAUCUUGCUGCACAUCAGAGAAUACACUCUGGAGAGAAACCUUAUGAAUGUAAACAGUGUGGAAAGACUUUCACAGUGAAUUCCGGGCUUGUUGCACAUCAGAGAAUCCACACUGGAGAGAAACCUUUUGAAUGUAAUCGGUGUGGAAAGACUUUCACAAAGAGUUCUAAUCUUGCUGCACAUCAGAGAAUACACUCUGGAGAGAAACCUUAUGAAUGUAAACAGUGUGGAAAGACUUUCACAGUGAAUUCCGGGCUUGUUGCACAUCAGAGAAUCCACACUGGAGAGAAACCUAUUGAAUGUAAUCAGUGUGGAAAGACUUUCACAGAGAGUUCUAAUCUUGCUGCACAUCAGAGAAUACACUCUGGAGAGAAACCUUAUGAAUGUAAACAGUGUGGAAAGACUUUCACAGUGAAUUCCGGGCUUGUUGCACAUCAGAGAAUCCACACUGGAGAGAAACCUUUUGAAUGUAAUCAGUGUGGAAAGACUUUCACAGAGAGUUCCAGUCUUGCUAAGCAUAGGAGAAUCCACACUGGAGAGAAACCUUAUGGAUGUAAUCAAUGUGGAAAGACUUUUGCACAGAGUUCCAGUCUUGCUGCACAUCAGAGAAUCCACAGUGGAGAGAAACCUUAUGGAUGUAAUCAAUGUGGAAAGACUUUUGCACAGAGUUCCAGUCUUGCUGCACAUCAGAGAAUACACUCUGGAGAUAAACCUUUUGAAAGUAAUCAGUGUGGAAAGACUUUCAAUGAGUUUCAUUCUUGCUAAGCAUAGGAGAAUCCUCAUUGGAGAGAAACCUUAUGAAUGUAAUCAGUGUUUAAAGAAGUUCGGA